CAGAUGGCCCUCAAAAUGAUCAUAUCUAUGACUCCAGUACCAAAGGUGUUUCAUCCAGAGAUGUUAUUAGGUAGGAUCCCAGAUCCUUCAGUCGCUGUCGUAAGUCAAACUGGUUCCCAGGUGCUGAACGAAAUAGCAGAAAUUCACAAUUUCAGGUACACCUACACUGUAGUCGAUCGAUGGAUUGGUGACUAUAAUCGGAAUCAUUCAUAUGUAAUAACAAACGGUCUUUACUUCAGGGAACACGACAUAACACCAGUUCUGCGAUUAUUACCAUCUCAUUUUUCAAGAUUUGACGUGGUUUUCCCCACUGUUACACUUAUCGAAACAAGAUACUACUACAGAAUCCCGUCUUAUGGCAUUGGAAAGUUCGAAAAUCAAUUCUUACAACCACUGUCUACUGCCACCUGGUGGUGUGUGGUAGCCAUGGGAGCACUCUGUGGUAUUGUCUUACUGCUAUCAGCGAUCGUGGAAGAACCUCCAAUAACCCUUGAUUAUGCGUUUUUCUCAGUCCUGGCACUGAUUUGCCAACAAUUUUUUGAAGAAGUUGAGGAUUUAAGGCGCGUAUCAUCAGCCCGUAAGUUAACGACAUUAGUAACUGGAUUUUCAUGCAUUCUCAUAUACAACUACUACACAAGCAGCGUUGUGAGCUGGCUCCUCAAUGGACCCCCACCCUCCAUCAACUCUCUGUGGGAACUCAUCGACAGCCCACUGCAGCCGGUUUUACAAGAUACAGGAUACUCAUAUUCAUGGUUACAGAUGCCGGAUUAUUAUUAUAACAAAAAGAACGCAAAAGCCGAAGAUGAAAUGAAGAAAAAAAUAUUAAGUGUGAAGAAGAAAAUAAAUAAUAUUUUGAUAUCAGUGAACGAUGGUAUUGAUUUAGUUAGGCAAGGAGGUUACGUGUACCAUACUGAUGUGAACAGCGCAAAUAGCAGGAUAUCUCAAACAUUUACACAAACGGAACUGUGUGAUUUGGAUUCAUUGAAUUCAAUGGAGAAAAACGUAUUGUACCCAUGUGUACAGAAGCAUAGUCCGUAUAGAGAAUUUUUUAUUUGGAGUCUAUCUCGUCUCAUGGAAAGGGGUAUAAUACGAUGUAUACAACAACGGACAUGGUCUCAUGGCGUGAAAUGUGAAGGCAGUUCCCCGAGAGCUUUAGCUUUAGGAGGUGCUGCUCCAGCAUUCAUACUCCUAGCAGCUGGAUAUAUUUUAGGGACGGUCAUCAUGUUAUUUGAAAGGUAA
This is a messenger RNA of Nymphalis io (European peacock), 1239 nucleotides long. RefSeq names its product ionotropic receptor 75a-like. The record is from RefSeq and is a predicted model, not a curated record. Lineage: Eukaryota; Metazoa; Arthropoda; Insecta; Lepidoptera; Nymphalidae. The transcript is spliced from 10 exons. The coding region runs from base 4 to 1239 and encodes 411 amino acids.